Molecule: messenger RNA, 2038 nt
Organism: Zootermopsis nevadensis
Lineage: Eukaryota; Metazoa; Arthropoda; Insecta; Blattodea; Termopsidae
Product: adrenocorticotropic hormone receptor
Biological process (GO): G protein-coupled receptor signaling pathway
Cellular component (GO): membrane
Molecular function (GO): G protein-coupled receptor activity
Source: RefSeq, a predicted model, not a curated record
UGAAGACGGUCUUGCGCACUCCGUGAGCUUCGGACGAAGGUAGGCGACAUGGCUCUGCUCCCAAGCAGUGCGCGAUUCGACGUCCAACCAACCGCGAGGACAAACUGCGAAGCAUCCAGUGCCAACAGGGUAGUAACAGAGCAGUGGCGGGUGAUCUGAGUCGACAUUAAACAGCAGCAAACACUAUGUGCGGUACACGUCAAUGGAGAAGAACGUCCAUGGAAUGACGUGACUUAGGAUGGUGGUCCAGUGACGCCAAUCCACGCCCCACGAUGCAUCUCUGGCCAACAACUGACCAACCCGACGCAGAGAAACAAAGCCACUCCAUCUGGGAUCACCAUGACAACGAGUCGUCCUCUUAUUUGAACCACAGCAACGACAAUGUUAGUAGCAACGACGACACGAUUAAGACAAUGUACAAGUACACUGUUCCGGCUCUGCUGACGUUCUGCAUCAUCUCGCUGGCAAUUAACGUCCGGAUUUUAAUUACCAUCUAUUGGAUCCGCCGACCUCUGUCGCCCACGUUACACAUCAGCCUGAGUCUAGCGGGGGCAGACGCCUAUACGUCACUGAUACUCGCAAUUGGUCUGGUGGUCAACAGUCUCCUGCCUGUCGGAUUAGGAAUCAGAUUUCAAAAUGAAUGUUUCGCGCUGUUCCUGGAGACGCAAAGAUUGGGCGGCGUGAUCGUGACAGUGGCGCACCUUCUGGCACUCGCGUGCAACCACUACCUGGGAAUACUUCGCCCACUGCACUACCUGUCCAUCAUGACGCACAGAAACACGACCACGUGCAUCGUUCUACUCUGGAUUCUCCCCAUCAGCUACUUUGUCGUCUACUUCUCGACUGUAGAUGGACAAGGAUUUCAGUCGCAAAACUGCACUGCAAUAGACUUCAUGCUUCAUCUCAAGUUCCGCGCCGUGUUCUCCGCCCUGUUCUUCGCCCCCUUGGUGCUGAUGUUCGUCAUAUACAUGCACAUCUUCUCGAUCGUGCGUCGACACCAAGUGAACCGCCUCCGACUCAGCCAGAUGAACCACGGGUCCCGGCAUCGUGGCUCGUCUGGGUCCACUAGUCAGCAGCUGACGAGGAGCGUCAAGGCGAUCCACACGACACUCUUCAUCCUUGGUUCGUAUAUCGUCGGCUGGAUGCCGGCGGUGCUGUCGUACCUCCUCUUCUGCGAAGACUGCCUUUUCCACUUCAACACGUUCAACAAGUUUGUCAUGUUCUUCAUCUACACCAUCGUCAAUCUGCUUGUGAUCUUCAAGACCUUAAUCAACCCCAUCAUAUACGCAGCGCGGAUGCACGAGAUCAAGAUGGCGAUACCGCGAAUGCGUGCCACAUUGUGCCGAUGCUGCUAUUUGUUCCUGGCGGAUGGCUCCGAGAGCAAUGAGCGGUCCCUCAAUCGCCUGUCACAAUACUACGCCUCCAGCAACAAUCUCAUGAGAUGCAACACGACCAUCUACCGAAUGCAGUCCUCUCAGCCAACAGCUAGCAACGGCAACGGCAACACACAGGUUCACGAACUUCUCCAGAGGAAGAGCACGCACGGCAGACAUCAUCGGAGGAGAACAGACGAUUACAGUACUGACCUCUGAUCGAUAUAUCGAUUACAACUAUUUUGUACAUUUCUGCAGACUUAUACAUGAUAUUUAUAAAACAAUAAAAACGGGCUCAUGUACGUUGUUGCAUGGAUUGUGGUUUGCAGGUGUGUGUGUGUAGUGACUACCACGAACCAAGUCAUAGUACUCCGAGUGCAACUGUCACUGUUUACGCAAAUAUCGACUUUUAAAAUUAUAAACAAUGUAGAAUUUUUCGUCAAAAUUAAUACAGCCUACACAUAAAGUACUCUCUUAUGAAACAAGUUUGGAGAAAUUGUUGCGUGUGAUCUUUUUGAGAACUAAUUAAAGGUAAAUAUAGAAAGAAAUAUAUGGCACACGCCUAAUUUGUGAUAAAUGCGCACAUUUUGAACCUUUUACUGUGUACCAUAUUUGAUUAUACAAAGCUACUCGUUCAGUGUAAUUAAAUGGACAAAAGCCAGAAA